GCGUUUCGCGCGUCCUCUCACAUUUUCUUAUGCUAUGAAUCUUACCGAUCACAUGUGAUUUAACCUCCUACACGUGCGUGAAUUUUAUUGAAUAGCGACGAACAUGAGGCAGAAAAAAGCUUCGAAAAGAAAAAAUAUUAAUUCAAAAUUGGAAGAUAAUGAUGAAAAGGAUGUAUAUGAUCCAGAUAACGUAAAGAACUCUGACAUGGAGGAUUUGACAGCGGCUCAAAUUAAUGUUGAUGAAGAUGCCACAGAUGAAGAAGUAGAAGAUGCAGUUGUAUCAAGCUCGGAUGAAGAAGAAGAUUUGGUUGUAUUCGAUUCAGAUGAGGUUUCAGACUAUUCGGAAGAUACCGGAUCAGAAAGCAGUUAUGAAGAACCACAAAAAGAUUCGUCGACCAGAUCAAGAAAUGUUAAAUUAAAGAAUAACAGUAAAGGCAAAGAAUCUCUAACAUUUAAAGACAAAGUGUCAAGAAAAAAGUUUGCAGAAGACACGAUUAUAUCAAGUUCAGAUGAAGAAGUAGAUUCUGAAGACACUGGGUCAGAAAGCGGUUAUAAUGAAGAAUCACAAGAAGAUUUACCAACCAGAUCGAAAGAUGACAAAUUAAAGAAUAAGAGUAAAAGCAAAGUGUCAAUGACAUUUAAAGGCAAGACAUCAACAAAAGAAAUUACGCCAGUAAUUAAUAAAUUAAAAAAUGAAAAAAAUCAUAGAGAUUCUGAUGAAUUACAGACAUAUAAUGUACAUAGUAAGCAAGAAACCAAAAGUAUAGCUAACAAUGCAAAUGACAAAGAUGAAUAUGAAGAUGAUAGUUCUGAUGAAGAAGAUAUUCGUAACACAAUUGGGAAUGUACCAAUGAAGUGGUACGAUGAAUAUGAUCAUGUUGGAUAUGAUUGGGAAGGUAAAAAGAUUCCUAAACCUGAAAAGGGUGAUGAAUUGGAUAACUUUUUAAAGAGAAUGGAAGAUCCUGAUUUUUGGAGAACUAUAAAAGAUCCUCAAACUGGUCAGGAUGUUGUACUGAGUGAAGCAGAUAUAGAUUUAAUUGUAAGAAUUCAAAAGCAGAAAGUUCCUGAUGCUCAAUUUGAUGAAUAUGCGCCAUGGGUAGAUUGGUUCACUUCUGAAGUAAUGAAAAUGCCACUUCGAAAAUUCCCAGAGCAAAAACGCUCUUUCUUACCAUCUAAGAGUGAAGCUAGAAAAGUGUCAAAAUUGGUGCACGCUCUUAAGAUGGGUUGGAUCAAAUCUACCACUGAAAUGCAGAAGGAAAGAGAAAAGAUUCAGGGACCUCAGUUCUAUAUGUUGUGGCAAUCUGACGAUCAAGCAGAGGAAAUGCGUAGAAUCCACAAGCAUAUUCCAGCACCCAAGAGACAUUUACCUGGUCAUGCGGAAAGCUACAAUCCUCCACCAGAAUAUUUGUUUGAUAACAAAGAACUUAAAGAAUGGAAUAAAUUGAAGGCGACUCCCUGGAAGAGGAAAUUACAUUUUAUACCAGAGAAAUACAAUUCUCUUCGAGAAGUGCCUGCAUAUCCAAGAUAUAUUAAAGAAAGAUUUCAGAGGUGUAUAGAUCUGUACUUGUGUAGUAGAUCAUUAAAGAUGAAAUUAACUAUAGAACCAGAAGUCUUGGUUCCACAGUUGCCUAGUCCAAAGGAUUUGCAACCAUUCCCAACAACAAUGUUUAUGGUAUUUAAAGGACAUACAGAUAUGAUCAGAAGUAUUACUGUAGAUCCAGAAGGUCAAUUUAUUGCAUCUGGUGGAGAUGAUAUGUUAUUGAAGAUAUGGGAAGUAAGCACAGGUAGGUGCUUGAAAACAAUACCUUGUGGUGGUGUCAUUCGAAGUGUUGCCUGGCGUCCAAAUGAAGCUAUGUCAUUAAUAGCUGUUGCAGCUGAUAAGAAAGUGCUUUUGAUCAAUCCUGGAGUUGGAGAUAAUCUUAUUUCCAGUAAAACUGAUGAACUUUUGGAGAUAAUACCACAAAGUGAAAUAAUAGUGACCGACAGGGUGCAAAGUGCAGUACAAUGGGAGCAAGCGGAAGGUGAACAUUGGAACAAUGGAAUUAGGAUAAUUCUAAAUCAUUUUAAAACUGUAAAACAAGUAACGUGGCACGGGAAAGGAGAUUAUUUUGCUACUGUUAUGCCAGAUGGUCAGAAUAGAUCAGUUUUGAUAAAUCAGUUAUCAAAACGAAGAUCUCAAUUACCUUUUAAUAAAUCGAAAGGAUUAAUACAGUGCGUGCUGUUUCAUCCGAUUAGACCAUAUUUAUUUGUUGCAACACAAAGAAACGUGAGAAUAUAUGAUCUUGUACAACAAGUAAUGGUUAAAAAAUUAUUAUCCAAUUCACAAUGGAUAUCAACAAUGGAUAUUCACCCAGGGGGUGAUAAUAUUUUAGUAGGAACGUACGAUCGCAAAAUGCUUUGGUUCGAUUUAGAUUUCAGUAAAGAGCCUUAUCAAACAUUGCGAUUACAUGGAACUGGCGUACGCGCUGUAGCGUUUCAUAAACGAUAUCCUCUGUUUGCUUCUGGAGCUGACGACAGGGCACUAAUUGUGUCUCAUGGAAUGGUGUACAAUGAUCUUUUACAAAAUCCAUUAAUUGUACCACUGAAAAGAUUGUGUAAUCAUGAAUCGUAUAAUGAUUUUGGCAUUUUGGACGUCAUAUUUCAUCCUAUUGAACCAUGGGUAUUUUCCGCUGGUGCAGACUUUACUAUACGAAUGUAUACGUAAAUAUAUAUAUAACAUUUUUCCCCAAUUUUAUGUAAAAUACAUAAAAUACAUUUA
Molecule: messenger RNA, 2758 nt
Organism: Solenopsis invicta (red fire ant)
Lineage: Eukaryota; Metazoa; Arthropoda; Insecta; Hymenoptera; Formicidae
Product: ribosome biogenesis protein BOP1 homolog
Exons: 8
Coding region: 104-2704 (866 amino acids)
Biological process (GO): maturation of LSU-rRNA from tricistronic rRNA transcript (SSU-rRNA, 5.8S rRNA, LSU-rRNA); ribosome biogenesis
Cellular component (GO): preribosome, large subunit precursor; PeBoW complex
Molecular function (GO): protein binding; ribonucleoprotein complex binding
Source: RefSeq, a predicted model, not a curated record